This is a messenger RNA of Rotaria socialis, 1887 nucleotides long. Lineage: Eukaryota; Metazoa; Rotifera; Eurotatoria; Philodinida; Philodinidae. The record is from the annotation of a GenBank genome assembly.
AUGACUCUCACGUUUGAAUCAUUACCGAAUGAAAUAUGGCUCAUGAUUUUUGGGUAUCUCUCUUCACGUCAUAUGUGGCGAGCGUUUUUUGGUAUUAAUAGACGCUUGAAUCAGCUACUCACUUCUGAUAUCAUUCGUCAUACUAUCGAUUUAAGAGAUAUAUCGCAUGCUGAAAUAGUUGAAUUAUUUGACAAUUGUAGUUAUAAUUCAGAUUGUCAAUGGCAAACAGGGCUCGUCUCCGCAGCCCAUACUAUCUGUUUUGAGAAUGAAUUUGAUUAUGACUUACUUUUCAAUCGGUGGAUAAUUAAAACGACAGACUGGCUUUUAUCUUCUCUGCGAGUUAUUUACGUUUUACCUGAAGCUAUACUAAGCAUUUGGUCAUUGUUUAAUGCAAUUCAAUUUCAAACACUUCUCGAAUCACAACUUCGCUGUCUUCAUCUUGUUUUUAAAGAUCCAUCUUAUACCUAUAUGAACACAUUGGCAGUCAUGAUUCGUGAUCGUGUUUCGUAUCCAACGAUGAUACUUGAAGUAACAAAAGGGCAUGACGAUCAGAGUUGGAAACGCAGAAAUGAUCUGUAUGAUGCAAUAGAAUAUCAACUGUGUUGGAUAUACACUGUACGGUUGACUCUGAGUUUACAACAUUCAUCUGAACUCAUUCUUCUCUUGAUGCCUGAAGCUUUACCACUACUCGAACAUCUAAUUGUAACUAUUGAACAGCCACAAAAGAACUUACUAUCCAAACAAGGCCAGUCACCUGCACGUUUUGAAUUAUGCGAACAAGAUCUUCGUCGUACAAAUGCUAAUGGUACGAAACUUCGAUCACUUGUCUUACGUCAUAUAGAACUCGAAGAUCUUUUGGUGCUAUUGAAUUCACUCAACUUUUCUCAUCUUGACACACUCACGUUGGUUGAUGUCUAUGAUCAAUCUUUAGAUCAUUUGACAGCUUUUCAACAGUCGGUUAGCCCUUCAAAUUUGCCUGCUCUCAAACGUCAUCAAUUUCAAUAUUUGUUUCGGUUUCCUGCCAAGUACGAACAAGAAUGGAGUCGUAGAUUUCAUAAUUAUGGAUGGCCAUUUGAAAAUGCUAGCUCUCAUGUUGAUGAACAUUUGGAACUAAUCGAUAACUACUAUUCAUUGAUUGAUAUACAAUCCGUGCUUCUUGUCUACUCUGUACCUGUUUAUUUGUUGAAGCAAAUGCGCACCGUGCACAAUUGUGAACUUUUUACUCAUUACUUGACUACAGUUAGAAAGAACUUCGAUCGUUCAACGAUGGAAUGGCUAUGGAAGUGGACAAGCAACAAAAAACAAUUGAUUAAAAGUCUUGAAGCAUUAAGAACAAAUGAAGCAGAGAUCGUUGCUAGCCCAGAGAAAUCCAAUCCGUGCAUUCAUCUUCGUUCAUUGACGUUUCGAUUCAAACAAUAUCUUCCUUUGGACAGUGCCGAGCAUCGUUCAUCACUGGAAAUAAUUCUGGUAUUAUCAACUCAUCUGUCGCAUCUCGAUGUACAUUGGGAAGAUUUUUGUCGCUGUUCCGGCAGUUAUCCAUUGAUCACACAUGUUUGUCUCUUUGUGAAAGCCGGAGAGCAUCGAUCUUUUGAUGUCAAUCGUCUGGAUAUGCUCGUACCUAAAGUGCGUUAUCUCGCUAUUGGCGGUCAGGCACUGAUAAGAGAAAAACAUCUGAUUGAUUUUGCAUUAAGAUUUUUGGUCGAUACUGUCUAUUUUCGCGAAUUAAUAUUAUUACAAGUAAAUAAAAUCGAUAAUGUCAAACUUAAACCAAGGGUAAAAGCAGCCGUCAAAGAAGCAAUUGCAUCAAAGAUCGAUCGACUUCAAAAUUCAACUAUGACUCGAAUUGAAUUUUCCUAUCGUAACCAAUUGAGCAUUUGGCUUCGAUAA